Miscanthus lutarioriparius is the source of this 1650-nucleotide messenger RNA. The record is from the annotation of a GenBank genome assembly. Lineage: Eukaryota; Viridiplantae; Streptophyta; Magnoliopsida; Poales; Poaceae.
AUGGGCUGCGUCCAAGGCCGCCCCUCCGCGCCCAGCCCCGACCACCCGCCGCAGCCGCCCGAGCCGCCGGCCCCCGCGGCGGCGGCGCAGGAGGCCGCCGGGAAGGCCGAGCAGCCGGCAGCGCCAGCCGAGAAGCCGGCCCGGCGGGAGAGGCGCUCCCGCUCGUCGCGCAGCGGGCCCGGGCCCAGCUUCGCCAACAGGGCGCGCGGGGAGCAGGUCGCCGCCGGCUGGCCCGCCUGGCUCUCCGCCGUCGCCGGCGAGGCCAUCGACGGAUGGACCCCGCGCCGCGCCGACUCCUUCGAGAAGAUUGACAAGAUCGGCCAGGGCACGUACAGCAACGUGUACAAGGCGCGCGACACGGUGAGCGGCAAGAUCGUGGCGCUCAAGAAGGUGCGCUUCGACAACCUCGAGCCCGAGAGCGUCCGCUUCAUGGCCCGCGAGAUCCUCAUCCUCCGGCGCCUCGACCACCCCAACGUCGUCAAGCUCGACGGCCUCGUCACCUCCCGCAUGUCCUGCAGCCUCUACCUCGUCUUCGAGUACAUGGAGCACGACCUCGCGGGCCUCGCCGCCAGCCCGGAAAUCAAGUUCACUGAGCCACAGGUCAAGUGCUAUAUGCAUCAGUUGCUGUCGGGUCUGGAGCACUGCCACGACCGCGGGGUGCUGCACCGCGACAUCAAGGGCUCGAAUCUGCUCUUGGACAACAAUGGCAUGCUGAAGAUUGCAGAUUUUGGUCUCGCGUCAUUCUUCGACCCAGACCGUAAACAGCCGAUGACGAGCCGGGUGGUGACCCUAUGGUACCGGCCACCCGAGCUACUUCUCGGCGCAACGGAUUACGGGGUGGGUGUGGACCUGUGGAGCGCAGGGUGUAUCCUGGCCGAGUUGCUCGCUGGGAGGCCAAUUAUGCCAGGACGAACAGAGGUGGAACAGCUGCAUAAAAUUUUUAAGUUGUGUGGCUCACCAACAGAAGAAUAUUGGAAAAAGUCAAAGCUGCCUCAUGCUACAAUAUUUAAGCCUCAGCAACCGUACAAAAGGCGAAUAAGAGAGACGUUUAAGGAUUUUCCACAAUCAGCACUGCAGUUGAUCGAAACACUACUUGCAAUUGAUCCAGCAGAUCGGUUAACAGCAACUUCUGCAUUAAGAAGCGAUUUCUUUACAACCGAACCUUUUGCAUGCGAACCGUCGAGUCUUCCAAAAUAUCCUCCAAGCAAAGAAAUAGAUGCAAAACGAAGAGACGAAGAAGCCAGACGUUUAAGAGCUGCUGGUGGUAGAGCUAAUGGUGAUGGAGCCAAGAAGACGAGAACACGUGAUCGACCUAAGGCAGUUCCAGCUCCAGAGGCAAAUGCUGAACUUCAAGUAAACAUCGAUAAAAGAAGGUUCAUUACUCAUGCAAAUGCGAAGAGCAAGAGUGAAAAGUUCCCUCCCCCACAUCAAGAUGGUGCGGUUGGUGUCCCUUUGGAUACUUCAAAUCAUAUGGACCCGCUAUACGAACCUCCAGACCCAUCUUCCUUCAGCACUGUGUUCACAUAUGAGAAAGGCGCUGUGCCUACUUGGUCUGGACCAUUGGUUGAUCCUGCUGCAGUGGUGAACCAAAAGCGGAAGCACAAGUCUGGGCGCUCAUCGAAACAACCGGCAACUGCCCGUGCUCGGUAA